UGCAUAUUAUUUGACAGAACACAGAACGGACAGGUUUCCCAUUUUUUGAACUUUUCUUCGUGAGUUGGCUAUCAAAGUUUGUGAAUAAUACAAUUGAAUAAAUUCCUAAUUUUUGUAGAAACAUGUCUAAAAAGAAGGGAAACAAGAAAAAUCAAGAUUUCGAUGAGGACUUGGACGAUAAGAAAGUGGCAGCAAGUGACACUCAUGAGAUAACCUCCAAAAGCAAAGGCAAAGGCAAAAAGAAAGGCAAAGGGAACGCUGGAGAUUGGAGUGACAGUGAAGAAGAUAUUCCCAAAAAAGUGCCAGCGUCUGAUGACGAAGAUGUGCCGAAACCAGCAGCGAAGAAAUCUCAAAAGAAAGGAAAAAAUAAGAAGAAAGGUGCUGAUGUGUCAGAUGAUGAGGAAGAUGAUAACAAAUCUGUAAUCAGCAAUACAACAAGUACCACAUCUAAAUCAGCCACCAAGGCCAAUAAAAAGAAGAAAGGUAAAGGUAAGAAAGAUGAUGACUGGUCUGAUGGAGGCAGCGAUGUUGGUCUCAAAGAAGUUUCAGAAGAUGAAAUUAUAAAACCGGUUUCAAAAAAGAAAACAAAAAAUAAAAAGAAAAGUAUAGCUGCUGAAUCUUCUGAUGAAGAGGAUGUUGAAGAAACAGAGCCAGUUGUGGCUGAAGUCACAAACAAUAAGAGUAAACCAGCAUCCAAAUCCAAAAAUAAAAAAGGAAAAGAUGAAUGGCCUGACGAAGACAGUGACAAGGAAGUAAAACUAGAGCCUUCUGAUCAGGAAGAUGACUUACCAGAGCUUCUAGUUAAAAGCAAAGGAAAAAGUAAAAGAAAGAAGAACAAUAUUGAUGAUAUUGAAGCAGAAUUGAAGAAAUUUGAAAUUAAAGAUCCGGAGCCAGAAGAGCCACCUGCUAAACUUAAGGACAAAAAGAAGAAAACCAAGGAAGCUGACGUGAAAGAAGCAGCGGAAUCUGGUGAUGAAGCAUCACAAGAGGCUGAUGAUAAGGUCCCAGAAAUGCAAGACAAAGAUUCCUCAGAGCCUGUUGAGAAGAAGUUAAGUCACAAGGAAAAGAAGAAGCUUAAAAAGCAACAAGAGUAUGAGAAACAGAUGGAGAUGAUGACUAAGAAGGGUGGUCAGGGACAUAGUGAUUUAGAUGCCAACUUCACAGUUAGCCAGGCACAAAAAUCUGCAGGUCAGAUGGCAGCAUUAGAGAAUGCGGUGGACAUAAAAGUUGAGAAUUUCUCAAUCAGCGCCAAAGGCAAGGACUUGUUUGUGAAUGCAAACUUGUUGAUAGCCAACGGCCGUCGCUACGGUCUGGUCGGGCCCAACGGCCACGGCAAGACGACUUUGUUGAGGCAUCUAGCACAGCGGGCGUUCCCUCUACCGCCUCACAUAGACAUUUUGCUUUGUGAGCAAGAGGUCACUGCUAACGAUAUGAGCGCGGUCGACACCAUAUUGGAGGCAGAUGUCAAGAGGACUGAACUACUCAAGGAAGCCAAGGAACUUGAAGCUGAAACUGAAAAGGGAAAUCUUAGCAAACAGGAUAGACUAAAUGAGGUAUAUUCCGAGCUGAAGGCGAUUGGCGCGGAUUCCGCCGAGCCGCGCGCGAGACGUAUCCUCGCCGGUCUGGGCUUCAGCAGAGAAAUGCAGAACCGCGCCACGAAGAACUUCUCUGGUGGUUGGCGUAUGAGAGUAUCACUUGCUAGAGCUCUAUACAUUGAACCAACACUUCUUUUACUCGACGAACCUACAAACCAUUUAGAUUUGAACGCAGUCAUUUGGUUGGACAACUACCUACAAGGCUGGAAGAAGACUUUACUAGUAGUGUCUCACGACCAGUCUUUCUUAGACAACGUGUGUAACGAAAUCAUCCACUUAGACCAGCAGAAGUUGUUCUAUUAUAAGGGCAAUUACUCUAUGUUCAAGAAGAUGUACGCACAAAAGAGGAAAGAAAUGAUCAAGGAGUAUGAGAAGCAAGAGAAGAGACUGAAAGAGCUGAAGGCGCAUGGACAGUCGAAGAAGGCAGCAGAAAAGAAGCAGAAAGAAGCGCUGACCCGCAAGCAAGAGAAGAACCGCAGCAAGUCGCAGCGCGAGGAAGCAGACGAGGGCGCAGCGCCCGUGACUCUGCUGCAGCGGCCCAAGGAGUACAUCGUCAAGUUCUCCUUCCCCGACCCGCCGCCGCUGCAGCCGCCCAUACUCGGCCUGCACAAUGUGAACUUCAACUUCCCCGGGCAGAAGCCGCUGUUCAUCGACGUGGACUUCGGCAUAGAUCUGAACUCUCGAAUCGCCAUAGUGGGCCCCAACGGGGUGGGCAAAUCCACAUUCCUCAAGCUGCUCGUGGGAGAGCUGAGUCCUUGUCGCGGGGAGCUGAUUAGAAAUCACAGACUGAGGAUAGGCCGCUUCGACCAGCACUCGGGUGAGCACCUGACAGCUGAAGAAUCGCCGGUGGAGUAUCUACAGCGGUUAUUCGGGCUGCAGUACGAAAAGGCACGCAAGGCGUUAGGAACCUUCGGGCUGGCCGGUCACGCACAUACCAUCAAGAUGAAGGACCUCAGCGGAGGACAAAAGGCCAGGGUUGCGCUGGCUGAACUGACGCUGAUGGCGCCUGAUGUUGUUAUAUUGGACGAGCCGACCAACAACUUGGACAUCGAGAGUAUCGACGCGCUGGCGGAGGCCAUCAACGAGUACAAGGGCGGCGUGGUGAUCGUGUCUCACGACGAGCGCCUCAUCCGAGAGACCGAGUGCGCGCUCUACGUCAUCGAGGACCAGACUAUCAACGAGGUCGACGGAGACUUCGACGACUACCGAAAGGAACUCCUGGAGAGCCUCGGGGAGACCAUCAACUCGCCUUCUAUUAUCGCCAACGCGGCCGUCCUGCAGUAGGCCUUCGCUCAUAUCUAUAUGGUACACGUCUGAUGAUUACAUGCUUCAAUUCUUGCAAACAAAACAUAAAAAAACAGUGUUCAUUUCAUGAAAAUUUCAUAAAAGAUGUAACAGUCUAAAAUAGACGACUCAAAAAAUGUUUAUGAGUUAUGACUACAUAUUGAUGUAUUAUCUAUGAACAAAUCAGCACCGAAAAUUUUUAAUACUUGCGUUUACUUCACGAAUUUGUUACGCACGAUAUUAAUUCCGAUAUUAAUGAGAAAACAAAAACCCAACUGCGUAAAAAU
Molecule: messenger RNA, 3166 nt
Organism: Ostrinia furnacalis (Asian corn borer)
Lineage: Eukaryota; Metazoa; Arthropoda; Insecta; Lepidoptera; Crambidae
Product: ATP-binding cassette sub-family F member 1
Exons: 18
Coding region: 123-2879 (918 amino acids)
Molecular function (GO): ATP binding; ATP hydrolysis activity
Source: RefSeq, a predicted model, not a curated record